Messenger RNA from Monopterus albus (swamp eel), 4177 nucleotides. Its product is annotated as axin-2. Gene Ontology annotation, cellular component: nucleus; plasma membrane; beta-catenin destruction complex. Lineage: Eukaryota; Metazoa; Chordata; Actinopteri; Synbranchiformes; Synbranchidae. Gene Ontology annotation, molecular function: I-SMAD binding; beta-catenin binding; ubiquitin protein ligase binding. Gene Ontology annotation, biological process: cell development; positive regulation of proteasomal ubiquitin-dependent protein catabolic process; negative regulation of canonical Wnt signaling pathway. Bases 100 to 2475 code for a protein of 791 amino acids. The transcript has 10 exons. The record is from RefSeq and is a predicted model, not a curated record.
CUGAGAAGCUCCCCCGCUGCUUUUAGAGAGUGAGGAGGAUUAAGCUGGAGCUCGGUGGAGGCACGACGGCACUCUCACACGGCAACCAGAGCUGGAGCCAUGAGCAGGGCGCUUACGGAGCACAUCAACAGUAGCUUCCGAGAAGAUGCUCCUCGUCCUCCGGUACCGGGGGAGGAGGGAGAGGCGUCAUGCUACAACCCCAGCAGAUCUGCCAAAAUGAGAGCCCAGAGCAAGGUUAAAGACACCUCCGCCGCCGCGCCUCCCUGCUCAACACCACGGAGGAACGAGGAUGGACUCGGGGAGCCAGAGGGCAGCGCGUCCCCGGACUCGCCCCUAGUCCGGUGGACAAAGUCUCUACAUUUUCUCCUGGGCGACCAAGACGGCGCUCACCUCUUCAGGACCUUUUUGGAGCGGGAGAAUUGCGUGGACACUCUGGACUUUUGGUUCGCCUGCAACGGCUUCAGGCAAAUGGACUUAAAGGAUACCAAAACGCUGCGAGUUGCCAAAGUUAUUUUCAAGCGGUACAUCGACAACAACAGCAUUGUCGCCAAGCAGCUGAAACCCGCCACCAAGACCUUCAUAAGGGAUAGUAUUAAAAAACAACAAAUAGACUCUGCCAUGUUUGACCAGGCACAGACGGAAAUUCAGUCCAACAUGGAAGAGAAUGCAUACCAGAUGUUUUUGACCUCUGACAUAUACCUCGAAUACGUGCGCACCGGCUGCGAGAACACGGCGUACAUGAACCACGGUCUCAGCAGUCUGAAGCUGAUGUGUGGAUACCUUCCUCCUCUCAUGGAGGAAGAGGAGUGGAAUUGUAAUGACCUGAAGGCAAAAACAUUAGGGUCUGUGGUUGGACUCUCUGCAAAAACCCUGAGGGCUACUGCUGCCAUCCGGACAGCAGCUGAGGUGCUGGAGAACAGUUGCCGGUCCCACCGCCGAGGAGACCCUGCCAGUCCCUACUUUGUCAACUCUGGCUACAUUUUUGCCCCUGCCACCAGUGCCAAUGACAGCGAGAUCUCCAGCGAUGCCACAACAGAUGAUUCCAUGUCUAUGACGGACAGUAGUGUAGAUGGAAUCCCUCCAUACAAGCUGGGCACCAAGAAGCAGCUUCAGAGGGAGAUACAUCGCAGUGUCAAGAUCAAUGGCCAGGUUACGCUACCCCACUUUCCCAGGACACACCGGCUGCCUAAGGAGAUGACCCCUGUCGAGCCCUCAGCCUUUGCUGCACAGCUCAUAGCCAGGUUGGAGAAGCUGAAGCGAGAGCAGGACACAGUGAGCUCGCUGGAAGAGAGGCUGCAGCAGAUCCAGGAGGAGGAGGAAAGGGAGGAGAACAGUGACCUUGCCAGCAACACCUCCCUCCAUCACCCUCUGCUCACGUCUGGUAGUCAGUGUGAGGAAGACCCCCAGGCUAUUUUAGACGAGCACCUAUCCCGUGUGCUGAAGACACCUGGCUGCCAGUCGCCUGGUGUGGUUCGGCACUCACCACGCUCACGCUCCCCGGAUCGAACGGGUGUCAUGGUGUCUUCUGGCCACGGGCCCUUCUUUGGUGCUUAUCCUGGGGCCACCAAAGUUCUCUUGACAGGAAGGCAGUCGACAAAGCACAUCCACCAUCACUACAUCCACCAUCACCACGCUGGGCCAAAGACCAAGGAGCAGAUCGAGGCUGAGGCGGCUCAGCGUGUCCAGUGCCUCUGCCCUCCAGGGGGUGCCAAUUAUUCUGACUUCCCCCCUGCUCGCUGCACUACUUUGUCCAGGCGGCCAGUCAAAGUCAUAGAUGAGAGUGUGUCUUCCCCAUGCCUACCCCUAGAUGCUGCCGACCGCUCUCAGAAUGUAUGGCAGUGGAUCCUAGAGAGCGAAAGGCAGGGCAAGCACAAGCCACAUGGUUCUCCAGGCCUGAAGAAGUCUGGCCCACUUGACUCCAAAAUCCUGCUCGGUCGGACUCACUCCUCUUGGGGUGGAGGUGGGCUCGGCAGUGGGGCUCACCUCCGUGGUCACCACCCUGGCCACCCAUUCAUCCAGGACCCGGCCAUGCCACCCCUGCCCCCGCCCAACACCCUGGCACAGCUAGAAGAGGCCUGCCGCAGACUAGAAGAGGUCUCCAAGCCGCCAAAACAGAGACAUUCAACAGCAGCCGGCAGCCUCCAGAGAGACAGGAGUUAUCCAGCAGCUGCCUUCCCCAUUGCAGGUAGCCCUCUGACCAGCCCUGGACUCCAGGCAGACGAGUCUAAGGAGCUUGUGGUCACCUACUUCUUCUGUGGUGAGGAGAUUCCUUAUCGCAGCAUGAUGAAGACCCACUGCCUCACCCUCGGACACUUCAAGGAGCAGCUUAGCAAGAAAGGCAACUACCGGUACUACUUCAAGAAGGCCAGUGAUGAGUUUGAGUGUGGUGCCGUGUUUGAGGAGGUGUGGGAGGAUGCCACUGUGUUGCCCAUGUAUGAGGGCAAGGUCCUGGGCAAGGUGGAGAGGAUGGACUAAAAGCCACUUUGCUGCCAACCAACCAACGCCCUUUCCUGCCCAACCAAAAGCUAAACUGACCCUAAAAAAACUUGAGCAAACGACUCUAUAAUUAACAAAACCAUUCAGGAUUCCUUUUUGGUUUUGUUUUUUUUUUUGUUUUUUUUCUAUUUCUUAAUAUUAAGCUAAACAGAGUUAAUAUAUCCAGCACAGAGGAUGAUUGAAGGAAGAUGAGCCAAUGAAGUAUGCCGAAUCCAGAGGAGGUGCCGCCCCUCCCUGACUUUCUCAACCAAUCAGCCUUAGCUACACAAGGGAAUGAGACAAAAAGACUUUAAAAGACCAAGAUAGGAUGAUCGUGAUGAUUGGAGGCCUGCGGGGGUGGGUGUGGAGACCUCGUUUCUUCCUGAAUAUAACCACUGAAGAUGUAGAUGACUGUUUUGUUGUGAUGUGAUGAGAGACUGAUGGUGAGUCCACACCGGCCUCCCGACCGAGGGCAACCAACUGGCAGUGCCACCAACCUGCUCUUAAACUGGCAGUCCAACAUCGUUACAAAACAUCCGUACGUGUGCAUAUACAUACAUGCAUAUUAUGUAUAUAUACAUGUAUUAUACAGUAUAUAUAGAUUCUCUUUGUCUUGAGUUGAGAGUUUUUAUUAAAUAUUUAUUGAAACAGACAACCCACUCCUUUGCCCGUUCUCCCUUCCCAAGUUUCAUUAAACCUGUGUCCCUCCUCCUCCCUAUGUCCAGCCCAUGGGCAAGCUGCUUUGAAAGUUGGGAGAAUAUUGUGGUGAUAUUAUUUAGUGUUUGUUUUUGUUUAUUACUUUACACAAAGGAUGUGACACUAGCCUAGCACCUCCCAUAGCCUUGUUGACUUGUCGACCCAAACUAACACACUUAGCGGUGUGGAUUUGUCCGAGGCGCACUCCACUCCCUCCACUAUGCUAAUAGGUGAUCCCAGUCUUAUAUGCUGCUGGUAGUUUGUAACGUUGAGUUUGUCACACUAGGGUUUCCUUUUCCUCAUUCUCUCCCCCUCCCUCUCUUUUCUCUUUCUCUCAGUCCGGCGACAGAGCUCAAUCUUUUUUUGCUGUGCCUUUGUUUAUAAACCAGGCAUUGCAUGGGGGGGAUGAAAACAGUUGCAGACACACACAGAGAAGACCUGGAGCACAAGUCGUACCAUCUAAUAAUGGUAGUGUUUACAGCCCACACACCAAAAUAACUUGCGCUAACAAGAACCGGUUUGGAUAACUGAGAACGACUUCUCAAGAAAGUUAGCAUGUCAAAAAACACAAAAAAUAGAAAAAAGCGAGCGUUGAAGAAUCAUGGCUGCAAUAUCCUCUGAAUGUUGUUACAGUAACAUCGUAUAUAGCAGAGCUCCUGUAUACAUUGUAAUUAUGCAUUCUUAAGUGUGGAUACUGACACGUGAUGCACACAUAGACUACACACACAUAAAUAAUACACACAUAGAAACACACACGCUGGUGUUUUAUGAAUACAGCACCUGUGCCUACAUGGACGCCAUACCAUGUGCUACCCUGUUUCAGGGUUUUAAUAUAUAUCCCUUGGUUUUCAGAAGGGUUUUAUGUUGAAAAGAUAUUUUUAUGCUUUUAAUAAUAUCCUGUAAUCAUGUUCCUUUUUUGUUUUUACACCAUGGCCGCUUUUGUUUUGUUCCAUUCUAUCUAAACUGUAAAUUAUACAUUAUAUAAAGAGUUUCAUUUAAAGAUUUA